AAUGGAUCCCGAUGCUUAAAUUAAUGAGAGAUACUCAAAAUUAUAAGAGAAAUUGAGCACACUACAGUUUGAAGUAGAUACUACAAAAGAUGCAAAAAUAGACGAAAUUUAUGAUAGAGUUAAUAAAGCACAAAGUGAUUUGAAAGAUAUUAUCAAUAAUUACAGUGAAUAACUUGUAAUAUUUUGUUCUAAAUAUAGGUAUAAUUGACAAGUUAAUUUUCUGAUCUCAACAAAUAAUUCGAAAAGCAAAAUGAAUAAUAUAGUUCUUAGCAUGAAAAAAAACUUAAGGAGAUUAAAAAUUUAGAGAAUAAGCUUUAGAAAAAGCUAGAAGAUGACAUAAAGGCAAACAGAGAAUAAAGUGAUUAAGUCCUAUCAAUCUAUGAUUAAUAAGUAUGUUUCUUAAAAUUACAACUUUAAAGGUCUAAGAUUUACUAUAACAACUAGGAUAAGAAUUAAAGGUUAGAAAUCAACAGGUGAAUAUUAUAAAUACUACUCUUCAAAAUGAUUUACCUGCUUUGUGGUAAUAUAAUGUUUAAGAAAAUUAAGAAAGAGUACAAGAGGAUUAAGAUAUAGUCAAAAGGGCUAGUAAUGAGAUUUCUAAACUGUUUGAAUAGGCAAAUUAAGGAAAAUAAUAAAGGUACACUAAAUCAAUUAAUUUUAUAGAGAAGAUGCAGAUAUGAGUAUGUUUUCAAUGCUGAAAGAAGUGGUAGUAAGAAUCAAGAGUGAAUUAGAAGAGGAAAGACAAUUAAGAAUGGAUGGACAUGAAGCUUUAUUAUCUAUACUUGAAGAAGCUUAUGAGAAAAUGGAAGAAACUCAUGCAAAAGUUUAGUAAUAAAAGGCUGCUUUACAAGAAAAAUGA
Paramecium pentaurelia is the source of this 859-nucleotide messenger RNA. The record is from the annotation of a GenBank genome assembly. NCBI's taxonomy places the organism in Eukaryota, Ciliophora, Oligohymenophorea, Peniculida, Parameciidae.